AAACCCUUAGAGUGAGGGUCUUCCGACCCCUGUCCGUACGAGCGACUGUCUCCCUACCCCUUCCCCUACUCCUGCGUGUGUGGAACAGAGUGCAGACACAGAUUGUGGGAGGAAUAAAAUCAUCAGGAAGAUGCUUUCGCUUCUCGUUCUCCCCAUCCUGGCGACCAUUGCCAUCAAGGUCUUCAAGAAGACCUCGCCCAACGGGAAAAUAACGGUGUAUUUGGGGAAGAGGGACUACGUGGACCACUUGAACAACGUGGAUCCCAUCGAUGGAGUCGUCGUCGUCGACUCGGAGUACCUCCACGGCAGGAAACUCUUCGGACAGGCUCCCGAUGAGACCAUGGGUUUGAAGUUCACCAAGGAAAUGGUCCUAGCCCGCGCCCUGAUCCAGCCGGAUAGCCAGCCGAGCAACCAAAUCUCCGAACUUCAGCAAAGAUUGAUGAGGAAGCUGGGGCCGGGGGCGAGGACCUUUCGUUUCCAGUUGCCUGUAACGGCGCCGACGUCGGUGACACUGCAACCCAACCUAGGUGAAGAAGGGAAACCCCUCGGUGUGGAAUACGCGCUGACGACCUGGGUCGCCGAGAACCAGGAUGAAAAUCCCCAUCGUCGCAGCUCCGUCUCCAUGGCCAUCCGAAAGGUGCAAUAUGCGCCGGUGAGUCGGGGGAUCCGUCAACCAAGCGCCGUCGUGAGCAAGGGAUUCGCAAUGAGUAGCGGUCGAUUGAACCUUGAAGUCAACUUGGACAAGGAUAUCUUCUAUCACGGGGAAAAGGUUUCCGCCAACGUCUGCGUCAGCAACAAUUCUCGCAAGACCGUGAAGAGCUUCAAGGUGAGCAUCGUGCAGCAGUGCGAGAUCUCGGUGGUGAAUGCCCAGUUCAGUCGAGAGGUUGCGAGUCUUCAGACGAAGGAAGGAUGCCCCAUCAUGCCCGGUACAAGUCUUCACAAGCAGUUCUUCCUCACUCCACUCGCCGGGAAUACGAAGAACAAGGAAGGCGUGGCAUUGGACGGACGCCUCCGGGAUGAAGAUGCCAACUUGGCUUCGUCAACGCUGGUGGCCGAUGGUGAAAGUACGGGAUCAGCCUUCGGGAUCAUUGUCACCUACGUUCUCCGGGUGAAACUCAACUGCGGUCAUCUGGGCGGGGAGCUCCUCGCUGAUCUCCCUUUCAAGCUCCUUCACCCGGCACCAGGGUCGGAGGCGGAGGUACGGAUCAGAGCAGAGAAGAAGGCGAGGGAAAUUGAGGCGCAUCACAAGCGACAGUCCACGUUGAACGACACUGACGAUGACGAUCCAAACAUUGUCUUUGAGGAUUUCAAACGCAUGAGAAGUAUCGACAUGGUGGACUCCUGAAUCAACCUCAUUUCCACUAGUCUCUCCCCUAUUCACCCAUUACACUUCAUGAGGCAUUCAAGGCUCUCACUGGAAGAUAUAUGAUUAUUGUAGUUAGUGCCAAGAUCAACCCUCCCUCCUCUACCCCCAGCCGAAGCAAGGGAAGGAUGUGAAUACAUACGGGAACGUUUCACUCUGGUUGUAUUGAAGAAAAUAAAUGCAAUACCCAAAUAUCAAAACAA
Darwinula stevensoni is the source of this 1566-nucleotide messenger RNA. The record is from the annotation of a GenBank genome assembly. NCBI's taxonomy places the organism in Eukaryota, Metazoa, Arthropoda, Ostracoda, Podocopida, Darwinulidae.